CGCGUUAGAUUAUAAAACCCUUGCGGGCGGUGUCAGCCCUAGUUGGAUCGGUUCCUAGUCCUGUUGUUGAUCACAUGCGCCAUCCUGCACGACCCCGCGCCCGUUUGUCGCGACAGCGCUCGCAGCGACCGGUGAUAACUUGAAUCCCUGAUCCCGACGCCGGAGGGCGAGAUGAAAGCGCUGGCCUCCCGAGCCGUCCGGACCUGCGAUCGCUUGUGGCAGCCCGAACCGGCCCUUCUGCCCCCGGGGUGACGCGCAGCCCCCAGCCGCCCAGACAAAUGGCCCCACGCCAAGUGCACUAUCAGCUCACCCCCUGGAGGGAUGCCCACCCCUUCUUCCUCCUGUCACCACUGAUGGGCUUUCUCAGCUGGGCCUGGAGCCGGCUGAGGGGCCCAGGAGCUCCAGAGCCCUGGCUGCUGAAAUCAAUAACAAGCGCAGAUCAGGGAGAAGCUGGCCUGGAGGGAGAAGCUAAGGCUUCUUUGGCUGCCCACUAUGCCCCCUGGGGCAGGCACCCUCAAGGGGAGGCUACUGAAGAGGAUGGAGAAGCAUCCUGGGGCGCCCGCCCUGAUCUGAAAGCCAACAAUUCUCUUCUUGAAGCCUGGGGACUUUCAGAUGAUGAAGACUAUGGUAGGGAAGAAGCAACCAGUGUCCCUAGGGAGCAGGGAAGUGAAUAUAUAGAUGGCCAGCCUACUUUCCUGUCCCCCAGCCUUUUGAGAAGAACCCUGCGAGGCCCUCCUGGGGAGGAGGAAUUUGAGGAAGGAGGAGUUGCUGAAGAUAAAGUGACCACAUUCUUCUCUUUCCCUCCAUCACACUGGGGGUGCCACCCAGGGGUGGAAGGGGAGGAGGAAGAGGACAGAGAAGCUGUAAACAAAGAAGCUUCCAGAACAUGUACUUCCACCUUAUCUCUGGGACCCAAGCCCAGAGCUUGGGCGUAUUGUGCAGGGGAGGAAGAAGCUUGUGCCAAGGAGGAAAAAAGAACAGAGAAUAAAGAAGUCAGUACGCCCUCUAUUUCCCCUUCAUCUGCAGGCCCCUACCCCAGCACCUGGGAGUGUUGUUCAGAAGAGGAGGGAGAGGAGGAUGGAAAGGCUGAGAAAAAAGCUGACCUAGGGCCACACUCAGUUCUAGCCCCGAGGCCCCUGCUCAGGACCUGGCAACAUCAACCCAGUAAGAUCACAGAGGAAGAUGAUGAAGAAGAUGAGGACAGUGUUUCAGGGGAAGCUGAGGGUCUGUCUUCCGACUCACACACAAGCACCUUCUUGAGGGCCUGGGUGUAUCGACCAGGGGAGGACUCGGAGGAGGAAGAUGAGGACAGUGAUUCAGGAGCAGCUGAAGAAGAGGGAGAAGCUGAGGGUCCCUCUUCUGCCCCUCCCACAAGCACCUUCUUGAGGGCCUGGGUGUAUCAACCAGGGGAGGACUCGGAGGAGGAAGAUGAGGACAGUGAUUCAGGAGCAGCUGAAGAAGAGGGAGAAGCUGAGGGUCUCUCUUCUGUCCCUCCCACAAGCACCUUCUUGAGGGCCUGGGUAUAUCGACCAGGGGAAGACUCGGAGGAGGAAGAUGAGGACAGUGAUUCAGGAGCAGCUGAAGAAGAGGGAGAAGCUGAGGGUCCCUCUUCUGCCCCUCCCACAAGCACCUUCUUGAGGGCCUGGGUGUAUCGACCAGGGGAGGACUCGGAGGAGGAAGAUGAGGACAGUGAUUCAGGAGCAGCUGAAGAAGAGGGAGAAGCUGAGGGUCCCUCUUCUGCCCCUCCCACAAGCACCUUCUUGAGGGCCUGGGUGUAUCAACCAGGGGAGGACUCGGAGGAGGAAGAUGAGGACAGUGAUUCAGGAGCAGCUGAAGAAGAGGGAGAAGCUGAGGGUCUCUCUUCUGUCCCUCCCACAAGCACCUUCUUGAGGGCCUGGGUGUAUCGACCAGGGGAGGACUCGGAGGAGGAAGAUGAGGACAGUGAUUCAGGAGCAGCUGAAGAAGAGGGAGAAGCUGAGGGUCCCUCUUCUGCCCCUCCCACAAGCACCUUCUUGAGGGCCUGGGUGUAUCGACCAGGGGAGGACUCGGAGGAGGAAGAUGAGGACAGUGAUUCAGGAGCAGCUGAAGAAGAGGGAGAAGCUGAGGGUCCCUCUUCUGUCCCUCCCACAAGCACCUUCUUGAGGGCCUGGGUAUAUCGACCAGGGGAAGACUCGGAGGAGGAAGAUGAGGACAGUGAUUCAGGAGCAGCUGAAGAAGAGGGAGAAGCUGAGGGUCCCUCUUCUGCCCCUCCCACAAGCACCUUCUUGAGGGCCUGGGUGUAUCGACCAGGGGAAGACUCGGAGGAGGAAGAUGAGGAUGAAAAAGAUGAUUCAGAAACAGCUGACUCAGGGCCAAGUUCUUCCCUUCAGGCCCAGAGUGCCCUCCUCAGAGGCUGGGCAUAUCCAUCUGGAGAGGAGACAGAGGGAAAGGAAGCUGCUGAGGAGUGGGAGGAAGAGCCCCACCCCUUCCGAGUGACCAUCUAUUUACCUGGAGAGAAGCCACCACCUCCCUGGGCUCCUCCUCGGCUGCCCCUCCGACUGCAAAGACGGCUCAACUCCCUCAAGUCCGCAGAAACCACCACCCAGCAUCUGGACCCUGAGACCCCCCAAAAAGCCAGAAAGGUACGCUUCUCUGAGAAGGUCUCCAUCCAUUUCCUGGCUGUCUGGGCGGGACCGGCCCAGGCUGCCCGCCGGGGCCCCUGGGAGCAGCUUGCCCGGGAUCGCAGCCGCUUUGCCCGCCGAAUUGCCCAGGCCCAGGAGAAGCUGGGUCCCUGCCUCACCCAUGCAGCCCGGGCCAGGGCCUGGGUACGCCUCGGGAACCCUCCCCCUUCCCUGACUGCCAUAUCUGCCCCUACCCAGACUUUGCCCACAUCCACUGCCCAGGCCAUGGCCUUGAGCCAUGCUGUGGCCUCUCCCUCCCCUCUUUAUGUGUCCCUGUCUCCUUGCCUUGACCUCAGUGGGAGACGUGGCUAAGGUCAUGUGGUUUGCGUGUUAUUAACUAUUUAUUUUUUUUUUACCAGUUGGUUUAAGAAAUAAAGCCUUUUGAUUUGUAGUGAA
Rhinolophus ferrumequinum (greater horseshoe bat) is the source of this 3056-nucleotide messenger RNA. It is a transcript of the gene PPP1R15A, whose product is annotated as protein phosphatase 1 regulatory subunit 15A. The transcript has 3 exons. Gene Ontology annotation, biological process: response to endoplasmic reticulum stress. The coding region runs from base 279 to 2972 and encodes 897 amino acids. Gene Ontology annotation, molecular function: protein phosphatase regulator activity. The record is from RefSeq and is a predicted model, not a curated record. NCBI's taxonomy places the organism in Eukaryota, Metazoa, Chordata, Mammalia, Chiroptera, Rhinolophidae. Gene Ontology annotation, cellular component: endoplasmic reticulum; protein phosphatase type 1 complex.